AGGGCUGCGCGCUCCCUGCUGGGUGCCAUGGCCUCGCGGCUCCUGCACCGGCUGCGGCACGCCCUGGCCAGCGACGGCCCCGGGGAGGCGGCGGCGGCGGCGGGCCCCGAGGCCGAGCCGUUCCCCGAGAGCUCCGAGCUGGAGGACGACGACGCCGAGGGCCUGUCCUCCCGCCUCAGCGGCACCCUCAGCUUCACCAGCGCCGAGGACGACGACGACUGCGACGACGACGACGACGACAACGACGGCGAAGCCAGCCCCGACUCGCUGAGCCCCGGGGACGCGGCGUCGGGAGAGGACGCAGAACGGAGCCCCCCACCUGAUGGGCAGCGGGGCGGUCAGCUCCUGGCCCGGCAGCUGCAAGACUUCUGGAAGAAGUCCCGCAAUACCCUGGUACCCCAGAGGCUGCUCUUCGAGGUGACCAACGCUAAUGUGGUCAAGGACCCUCCCUCCAAGUACGUGCUCUACACCCUCGCCGUGAUGGGCCCAGGGCAGUCAGAUGGCCAGCCAGCCCAGAUAUCUCGCCGCUACUCAGACUUUGAGCGACUGAAUCGAAACCUACAGCGCCAGUUUCGGGGCCCCAUGGCUGCCAUCUCCUUUCCCCGAAAGCGCCUGCGCCGGAAUUUUACGGCAGAGACCAUUGCCCGCCGUAGCAGGGCCUUUGAGCAGUUUUUAGGCCACCUGCAGGCAGUGCCUGAGUUACGCCAUGCCCCAGACCUGCAAGACUUCUUUGUGCUGCCUGAGCUGCGGCGGGCACAGAGCCUCACCUGUACUGGCCUCUAUCGGGAGGCUCUGGCUCUCUGGGCCAAUGCCUGGCAGCUGCAGGCCCAACUGGAUACCCCCUUUGGUCCAGACCGCCCCCUGUUGACCCUGGCUGGGCUGGCUGUGUGCCACCAGGAGCUGGAGAACCCUGCAGAGGCUCGGACAUUCUGUGAGAAGGCCUUGCAGCUGCUGGGGGACAAGACACCCCAUCCUUUCCUAGCACCGUUUCUAGAGGCCCAUAUCCGGCUCUCUUGGCGCCUGGGCCUGGACAAACGCCAGUCAGAGGCCCAGCUUCAAGCCCUGCAGGAGGCAGGCCUCACCCCUACACCACCCCCCAGCCUCAAGGAAUUGCUCAUCAAGGAGGUGCUGGACUAAUCCUUGUUAGUUUCACUGCAGGGUGAGAGGCUGCUCCAGAAUCAAGAGAAUCAAGGGAGGGGAUAUUGGUGAAGACACAGGGAGCAGCUAAGGAGGGUGCACAAAGUGCUCGGGAGCUCCUCAAGCUUUUACAAAGAGAAUUUGCAGCAAACAAGUAAAUUUUCUUCUUUUGAGCUGUGCUCAGAAUGAGCUUUAGGAAGAGCUGCCCUGAUGGUGUGAGGAAGAAGUCUGACAAAAGCUUCUUCAGCCCAGGGCUCCAGCCCUGGUCAAGUCGGACCAGUGUUUCCUCAUCCAUGGGCCUCCA
Dipodomys ordii (Ord's kangaroo rat) is the source of this 1441-nucleotide messenger RNA. RefSeq names its product sorting nexin family member 21 (gene Snx21). Gene Ontology annotation, biological process: protein transport. Gene Ontology annotation, cellular component: early endosome membrane. The transcript is spliced from 3 exons. NCBI's taxonomy places the organism in Eukaryota, Metazoa, Chordata, Mammalia, Rodentia, Heteromyidae. The coding region runs from base 28 to 1137 and encodes 369 amino acids. Gene Ontology annotation, molecular function: protein binding; phosphatidylinositol phosphate binding. The record is from RefSeq and is a predicted model, not a curated record.